This is a messenger RNA of Candoia aspera, 1116 nucleotides long. It is a transcript of the gene MRPL4, whose product is annotated as mitochondrial ribosomal protein L4. The transcript has 9 exons. Gene Ontology annotation, biological process: translation. Gene Ontology annotation, molecular function: structural constituent of ribosome. Bases 135 to 1040 code for a protein of 301 amino acids. NCBI's taxonomy places the organism in Eukaryota, Metazoa, Chordata, Lepidosauria, Squamata, Candoiidae. Gene Ontology annotation, cellular component: ribosome. The record is from RefSeq and is a predicted model, not a curated record.
GCACUUUUUAAAUAUUUCUGCGCCAACAGCAAAUGAAAGUGUUCGUGGGGGUGACGUCAUCACUUCGAGCCGGAAUCGGCACAACCUCUAGUGCGCAUGUGUCCCGCUUCUUGCCGUGAGCGGGGUUCGCCGCAAUGAUCCGGCUGUUGGCUCCGUUGUCGAGCCUGAGAGCUGCUUCGCGGCUUCUUUCUACACUGUCAAAAGAACAAAGUCUGGUUGGCAACGCAGAUGGUUCAGCUGCUGUGGUGGAUGAAACUUCACUGCAAAAAGCAUAUCCUGACGUAGUCUCCAGUGACCCAAUUCUGCGGAAGUGCAGCCUCCCUGUCCCCAAACACCUUAUGCCUGUCCAAGCCUGGAUUGAGUCAUUGCAGCAUUACGAUGCCAGGCACCUGGGCUUGGUAGACCUGCAUCCAGAUGUUUUUGCAGUGAUGCCCCGCAUUGAUGUCCUACAUGAAGUGGCCAUCUGGCAGAAGAACUUCAAAAGAAUUAGUUAUGCCAAGGCCAAGACCCGGGCUGAGAUGCGUGGGGGCGGUAGGAAACCCUGGAGGCAGAAGGGCACGGGUAGGGCCCGGCAAGGCAGCAUCCGAUCACCUUUAUGGCGUGGAGGUGGCGUGGCUUUUGGCCCCCGUGGCCCCACUAGCUAUUACUAUAUGCUUCCCAUGAAAGUGCGCGUCCUCGGCCUCAAGAUGGCGCUGACAACCAAGCAGAUACAGGGUGAUCUCCAUGUUGUGGACUCUCUAGAAAUGCCAACCUUCGAUCCUCAGUAUUUGUUGGACUUGGCUCGCUACAGGCAUUGGGGAAGAUCGGUGUUGUUCGUGGAUGUCAAUGAAGUACCUGAAAACAUCAAGUCUGCAACAAGCGACCUCAAAACUUUCACAGUACUACCAGCAAUAGGUCUCAAUGUGCACAGCAUGCUGAAGUAUGAAACCCUGGUGCUUACCCUGGACACCAUCUCCUUCUUGGAAAAGAAACUGUUGUGGCAUGACUCGCGAUACAGUCCGCUCUAUCCCUUCCGGUUGCCCUACAGUGAUUUCCCCUAGCCCGUUUGUCAAAGAAAGACUGACCAUUUUGUGCAUUUUUUUAAAUAUAUACAUUAAAACUAAACUUUUUGCCUGA